Messenger RNA from Vitrella brassicaformis, 330 nucleotides. The record is from the annotation of a GenBank genome assembly. Lineage: Eukaryota; Vitrellaceae.
AUCGGCUUCCUCGGAUGUGUUCGACCGUGAUCGCGGAGGAGGCGAAAUUAGGGGAAAAGCCAAAGGCGAAGGUGCUGCCAUGCUCACGCCACCAUCAGCUGCCGAAGUCUCUUAUCUCAACUCAUAACAAGCCGCCGCUCCUCCCUGGUGACGACUGUGACGACCUGACGAGAGGGCCUGCAGGAGGUCCACGGCUCUUCAAAAGGGCGCCUCUCGAACAGCAGGAGGUCAGCGAGGAGGGAAGGCAAGGCACGGGCUCACGCAUCGGCUGCCAUGUGCAUGUGUCUGUGUUGGUUUCUUCUGGCGUCGCAGGCAGGUGGCUGUGAGUGA